Molecule: messenger RNA, 3081 nt
Organism: Oryzias latipes (Japanese medaka)
Lineage: Eukaryota; Metazoa; Chordata; Actinopteri; Beloniformes; Adrianichthyidae
Product: peroxisomal acyl-coenzyme A oxidase 3
Biological process (GO): fatty acid beta-oxidation using acyl-CoA oxidase; lipid homeostasis
Cellular component (GO): peroxisome
Molecular function (GO): fatty acid binding; pristanoyl-CoA oxidase activity; FAD binding
Source: RefSeq, a predicted model, not a curated record
AGUCCCUUUGGCUGAAGAACAAUUCAUUUUUCAUCAUUUUAAAAAUACUUCAUACUUUACUUCUUUUUAUUUUUUAGCAUUGAUUCUUUUUUAUUCAGUCAGAUUUGUGAAUUUAUGGCUGAGGAUUUCCUGAAGCUGUAAAGUUUAUCUGCUGACAUUACUCUAAAUCAACAAGUCUGUGUGGAAUCUGUGAAUCCUCCGGAGAAAAAUAUUGGUGUCGUCCAGGUGUGUGUCUGAGCUCCUGCAUUCUGAAGAAGAUGAAGCACCAAAUAGCAGACUUCCCCAGCGGGCCGCUGGAUAUUUACAGGAAGAAGGCCUCCUUCGACUGGAAGGAAAUGCUCGUCUUCAUCGAUGGAGAUGAAAUCCUCCAGUUCAAGGAAUACAUCUUCAAGAGUCUGGAGAACGAUCCUCUGUUUGCCCGUCAGCCAGGAGAAGACCUCUCCGUAGAGAAAAUGAGAGAGUUGAACUUCCUCAGAGUGAAGCAAUUAUUCCGCUAUAAUUUCCUGACAAACGAAGAAGCGACGGCAAACCCCUGGAAGCAGAUGAUCCUGGAGGACUGCCUCUGCAUGUACGACUGGCCCUGCCUCGGCAAAUUAUUCCUUCACAAAACAAUGUUUGGGGGAACCAUUGCUAAGUCGGGAUCAAAGAGACACCAAAAAUUUGUUGAAAGCAGCGAAGACAUGACGGUCUUUGGCUGUUUCGCACUGACUGAGCUGAGCCAUGGCAGCAACACCAGAGCCCUGAGGACCACAGCCACAUACGACCCAUCCACCCAGGAGUUUGUGAUCAACUCUCCAGACUUCGAGGCAGCCAAGUUCUGGAUGGGGAACCUGGGGAAGAACGCCACCCACUGUUUGCUGUAUGCCCAGCUCUACACACCGGACCAGGUCUGCCACGGCCUUCACGCCUUUGUCGUGCCGGUCAGAGACCCAAAGACCUUGCUGGCAUUGCCAGGGGUUCUAGUUGGAGACAUAGGCAAGAAACUGGGCCAUAAUGGACUGGAUAACGGGUUUGUAAUGUUCCACAACGUGAGAAUCCCGCGAGAAAACCUGCUGGACAAGACGGGAGACGUUACCCCUGAUGGACGCUACGUCACUCCGUACAAGGACCCCAAGAAGCAUUUUGGAGCUUCUCUUGGGGCUCUGUCUGGUGGCCGUGUGUUGAUAAGCAGGAUGAGCAUCGUUCACUUAAAGCUGGCUGUGAUUGUGGCGAUCCGCUUCUCAGCCACCAGGAGACAGUUUGGACCCAAAGACACAGAAGAGAUUCCAGUGCUGGAGUACCAGUUACAGCAAUGGCGUCUCAUGCCUUACCUGGCAGCAGCUUACGCUCUGGACUUCUUCACCAAAUCUGUCUUCAUGAACUUUGUAGAGUUCCAGAUGGGACAGAUGAUGAAGGACAAGAGUGACAGACAGGACGAGUUGGGUCGGGAGAUCCACGCCAUCACCAGUUCCUGUAAACCUCUGGGCUCCUGGACGGCUCAGAGGGGGAUCCAGGAGUGCAGGGAGGCCUGCGGAGGACACGGAUACCUCGCCAUGAACCGACUCGGCAGUCUGCGUGACGACAACGACCCAAACUGCACCUAUGAGGGAGACAACAACGUGUUGCUGCAACAGACCAGCAACUACCUGCUCAGCUGUUUCCAGGCCAAACGGCACAACGCCGUUCACAUUCAGUCUCCUCUUCACUCUGUGGACUUUCUGGACGAUUAUCAGAACAUCCUGAAGACCAGAUUCACAGCAGGAACAAUGGAGGAGUGUCUGAACUUACAAGUGCCUCUGGAUGCCUAUAAGUGGCUGGUUUGUUUCCUGAUGGAGGAGAGUCAGAAGAGGCUGGAGCAGGAGAGAGCUGCAGGCAGAGACGACUUUGAGGCUCGGAACAACAGCCAGGUUUACUUCUGCAGGUCUCUGGCCAUCGCCUUCAUGGAGCACUGCUGUCUGCAGAACUGUCAGCAGCUGAUCUCAGAUCAGGACACGCCGGCUGCUCUCAGAGCCGUUCUCAGCAAGCUCUUCUCCCUGUAUGGACUGUGGAGCCUCAGCAGCCACAUGGCCACACUGUACCAGGGCGGAUAUGUGAAUGGAAGGAGGCCUGCAGAGCUGCUGCAGACAGCAAUCCUGGCUCUCUGCUCCCAGCUGAAGGAUGACGCCGUUGCUCUGGUGGACGUCUUGGCUCCGCCCGACUUCAUCCUCAACUCUCCUAUUGGUAAAGCAGACGGACAGCUCUACAAGAACCUGUGGUCGGCGGUGCUGCAGAACAAUCAGGUGCUGGAGCGCCCCUCCUGGUGGAAAGAGUUCUGCUGGGACAAACCGGUGGUGGGAUCUCUGCGCUCAAACCUGUAGAUCUUCAUCUUCCUCCUUCACUGUCAACCAAAAAUGCUCAUUUCUCUCUUUUGGGUCAGAUUCACUAAAGUCUCUAAUGAGGACUGCAACACUGUACAAACACACAAAUAGAUGACAUGUUUCAAACACCUUGACUGCAUUUUUUUCUAAUCAAAAAGGGUUUAUUCCAGACAUAAUUAAAGAUUUAAUAAAAACCUGUGUGUGACAGAAUUCUUCCCAUCUGCUGACUGUCACUGGGUUUGUGGAUUAGAGUCUCAGGAGACUCAAGAACUUUAGGCCACAGCUUUAAACAGCAACAUCAUACAAGGAGGUGGGGGGAGCCGGUUUAGCUCGUGCUGGUUUGACAUGACCAUGCAGUGUGCUAGAAUGUUCUAUUUGGAUUGGAUUCUUUGGAUGUGGAAAAACAACAGUGGGCUGGACUUUAGAAAACUAAAAUGUGAAUGGAUUUGACAUUCAUUCUUGUUUACUUGUUUGUUUGGACACAUAUUUAAUUUAAAUGUGAUUAUCUUCCAAUAAAUCCAAGGAAUGUGGAAAACUUCACCUGCACUGUUCAGUAUCAGCUAUUUCUCUCUGAGUCACACUGGCUGAAGUUUUGAAUAAAGAUGUUCUGGAUCCAUUUUAGGUCAGUGAAUCGGAUCAAAUUGGAUUGUUCAAAAUGAACCAAUAUCAACAAUGGAGGACCACAAAUGACAUGUAAAAUGAGUCUUUACCCUCCUACUAAAUAAACAUCUUCAGGUUGUCUGAC